Messenger RNA from Phymastichus coffea, 1973 nucleotides. It is a transcript of the gene Papst2, whose product is annotated as adenosine 3'-phospho 5'-phosphosulfate transporter 2. The coding region runs from base 236 to 1330 and encodes 364 amino acids. The transcript has 5 exons. Gene Ontology annotation, biological process: transmembrane transport. Lineage: Eukaryota; Metazoa; Arthropoda; Insecta; Hymenoptera; Eulophidae. Gene Ontology annotation, molecular function: 3'-phosphoadenosine 5'-phosphosulfate transmembrane transporter activity. Gene Ontology annotation, cellular component: endoplasmic reticulum membrane; Golgi membrane. The record is from RefSeq and is a predicted model, not a curated record.
UGUUGACUGUCGACUCCAAAAUGCACUUUUAGUACUAGAAUAAUGUGUUGUAAAACAAAAUUAUUAUAAUUUGUUGAUUUUUAAAUUUUUAGUAACUUUUGUCGCAUUACAUUAAUGACGACGAAAAAUAGUAACGAUGUUAAAGAAGCUAUUUUUCAUUAUUUAAAAAUCGAAAUAAUUACAUGCGGUAUCUUAGAGGUUAGAUAAUAUAUUUAAAGGUAAUCGUAAAACAAAAAUGUAUCAAAAAAUUCAAAUGGGUAAAGACGAUCAAACAGUCGGUGUAGAUGAUACAAAAGCUAAUGUAAAAGAGAUUCGUCUGCUUUGCUUUGACAUUACCCAUUACAAUGUUAAAAUACAGUUGCUGCUGUGCAGUUUAGGAAUAUUUAUUUUUUAUAUCCUAUAUGGCUAUCUGCAGGAAUUAAUAUUUACCUUGGAUGGAUUUAGACCAUUUGGUUGGUAUCUAACCCUCAUACAAUUUGGAUAUUAUACAGUGUUUGGCUGGACAGAAUGUCGAUUAAGAAGUGUAAGCAGAAGAAUCCCAUUCAGCACAUAUUCUUUACUUGCACUCCUCACCUUGGGCACUAUGGGAUUUUCAAAUUCAUCCUUGGGGUACUUGAAUUAUCCUACUCAGGUUAUAUUCAAGUGCUGUAAGCUGAUUCCAGUACUCAUUGGCAGUAUCUUGAUUCAAGGAAAACGUUAUGGUUUUCUGGAUUUCCUAGCUGCUGGUCUCAUGUGUUUAGGACUGAUUCUCUUUACACUUGCAGAUAGCAUGAUAUCCCCACGAUUUGAUCUGGUGGGAGUAGCAAUGAUUAGCUGCGCCUUACUUUGCGAUGCGCUCAUCGGAAAUAUUCAAGAGAAAGCAAUGAAGCAACACAAGGCCUCAAAUAUAGAGGUCGUUCUCUACUCGUACAGUAUAGGAUUUUUAUAUCUCUUUAUUAUAUUAACGUUUACAGGAGAUAUUGUGAAAGGAGCUUCAUUUUGCAGCAAUCAUGCAUUGGAAACAUAUGGCUAUGCCUUGCUAUUUUCACUAUCCGGCUACAUUGGCAUUCAAAUCGUUCUCACCUUAGUCCAAACUUGUGGCGCCUUUGUAGCAGCAACAGUAACGACUUGCCGUAAAGCGGUGACAAUUAUAAUUAGUUUUCUAUUUUUCUACAAACCAUUUACAUUGCAAUACGUUUGGUCCGGACUGCUUGUUGUUCUUGGUAUUUAUUUAAAUAUCUAUAGCAAACAACACUCGUCGAAAAUUGGCUGGAAUGAUAUCUGGCGUGCUAUUAAAAAGUGCAUCAAGCGACAAAAUCGCAUACAGCGAAAACUCUUGUCAAAUGUUUAGAGACGGAUUUCUCUUAAAUGUUCAAUUGGUUUUUCUUUACUGACAUUAAAAAUAAUGAGGUCUUGCAUUUGCGUAUAUAUUUGAAAUGGUUCAAUCGAAUUCAAUUAGAUGAGCUUAUAUGCCAGUAGAAUAGUGCCAUUUCAUUACCAACUUGAUUGAAGCAUAACUUUGCAAAUAAUUGCAAAAAUUUUAAAGAAGACUUAUUGAAAAUUUGAUUUUCCUGUGAUAGAUAUGAUUGUUCAUAUCCCACUUACUAUUGAAAAUUCGUUGUUGGCUUUAGAGAAGUAUUCAUUAGAAAUUCAUCUUGAUGUUACUUUGUGCCCCACGUUUUUAAUAAUGGGCAUCAGAGUCGAUAAAUACUUUUACACGUAUUGAAUAAAAAAAAAAUCUUUUUUAUAGAUACAUUAUGAUUACGAUGAUUUGAGUAUUUAAACUUUUACAAAUUUACAUUGCAGACUUAAUUGCUUCAACCUACUAAGUGAUUAUAUAUAUUUAAGAAUAAAUUGCUAGUUUAUUACAUAGCUCUAUACAGCUUUACUGUACUAUUAAUUCUUAUAAUCUUAAAUUUUUGAAAAAAUAUGUAAAGAUGAGUUCAUCUUAUAAAUUUGUACAUAUAAUAAGUUGAUUACAUUUUAUAGAAAUA